Austrofundulus limnaeus is the source of this 1499-nucleotide messenger RNA. It is a transcript of the gene olfml1, whose product is annotated as olfactomedin-like 1. Gene Ontology annotation, biological process: signal transduction. NCBI's taxonomy places the organism in Eukaryota, Metazoa, Chordata, Actinopteri, Cyprinodontiformes, Rivulidae. The transcript has 9 exons. The record is from RefSeq and is a predicted model, not a curated record. The coding region runs from base 83 to 1297 and encodes 404 amino acids.
AAAAGCUGCUCUUCAAUAAAGAGGACAGACGCUCCCCGAACACGUCUCUGCAGCUGCACAGUUUUCAGAGUUGAGAGAAGAAAUGUCAGGCGGAACGAUUCCUCUGUUGCUCGUUUGUCUGUGUCUGAUGUUUGGAUCGGUCCAGAACCAGGGUUCUUCUCAGGAUGCUUUCAUAAUCCAGUACCUGGAGAGGAGACUGGCUCAGAUGGAGGAGCGUCUGAGUCUCUGUGAGCAAAACACUCUGAGCCUCACGCAGAAAACCUUCGACCUGUCAUCUGAGGUGAGAGGCUGUCAGUCCACGCUCAGCAGCUUCAGAUCAGAAGUGAAGACCCAGAUGGACAGCGUGUCUGCGCGCGUCGACCGGGUGGAGGGAGAGCUGGAGUAUUUGGAAAAUAAAAUUCCCACUCAAUCUGACAUCGAGAUGGAGGAGGCGCUGCUGGAGCAGCAGAUAAAGGUUGCAGAACUGGAGCAGAUCAAGACGAAGGCCAAGCUCAACGUGGAGAACGACUGCAGCACAGCUCUGAGUCAAAUCAAGUCUCUGAAGAUUGUGAAGAAGGCAGGAGACCCCAACGGUUCCUGGUUUAAGGACCCAUCUGAAGGAUCAGCCAAGGUGUACCUGCUCAGCGGGUUUCGAAACAACACCGUUCUGGAGUUUUCAUCCCUGGAGAACUUCACAAAGACGUCUUCCCUUCCAGACAAGGUGAUGCAGCUGCCUUUUUCCUGGCGUGGAACCGGACACGUGGUUUACAACGGGUUCCUCUACUACCACAAGGCAGACACGCCCAACCAGAUACUGAAGGUAGAUCUGCUGAACGGCACCGUGGUGGACAGCACUCUGCUUCCAGGAGCAGGACGCCUUCCCGUCUACAGCCUGAAUCCAAACACCUACCUGGACAUGGCUGUUGAUGAGCUCGGCCUCUGGGUUAUUCAUGCCGACCUCGAGUACGAAGGAAACUUGGUCAUCACCAAACUGGAUAAAGGAACUUUGGGCAUUGAGUACACCUGGGAUACCCAGUGCAGAAGCCGUGAUGCUGAAGGAGCCUUCCUGAUGUGUGGGACCCUUUACGUGGUCUACAACACACGCUUCGGAGGACGCUCCACCAUCCAGUGUCUGUAUGACAUCCAUGACACCAUCCACAGCAACGAAAGUCCUGUGAUCUUCUUCCCGAAGCGUUACACCAGCCACAGCAGCAUCCACUAUCACCCCGGAGACAAACAGCUGUACGCCUGGGACGACGGAUACCAGACAGUUUAUAAAGUGGAGACACGCAGCAAUGACAAAACUGCUGCAGAAUAACAAACUGAUGCUAAAAGAUACAAAAAUAUACAAUUGAAUGAAUAAUUAAAAAAAUAAAAGUGUUUAAAGUACCCUAUGAAAUUUUACUUCAGUCAACCUUUGCUGGAAGUGGAUUGUCAGUUUCAGUGUCAACAAUGACAUAAUCUUUUAUUCAACGUAAAGGCUUUUGUAUUAGAACAAUAAAAAUGUUUCUACGUUUGUG